Molecule: messenger RNA, 1901 nt
Organism: Aspergillus heteromorphus CBS 117.55
Lineage: Eukaryota; Fungi; Ascomycota; Eurotiomycetes; Eurotiales; Aspergillaceae
Product: snoRNA-binding rRNA-processing protein ENP1
Exons: 3
Coding region: 153-1640 (495 amino acids)
Biological process (GO): rRNA processing
Cellular component (GO): nucleolus; preribosome, small subunit precursor; cytoplasm
Molecular function (GO): snoRNA binding
Source: RefSeq, a predicted model, not a curated record
UUUACACACAUUUCCCUGAGGUUGUUUAUACCUGCGCGGGCAUUUGUUUCAUUCUGGUGAUCAGAGGGACCAGGUCUAUCACUACGCACUCUUGACUCCAUUAACUCCCUUCAGAAAUUUCCACUCCUACCUCACAAGAGGCAUCAUACACUAUGCCCAAAGCAACGUCCUCUCGCUCCGCCGCCGGCCGCCGGCACAACCCUCUGGCUGAGGACUAUUUGACUGCCGGCCAUCUGAGAACCCAAUCCAGCAAAAAGUCCAAGCGGGCGUCCGAUCAGAAUGAUGAUCAAGAAAAUAGCGAGCGUUUUAUCGAUGCGAAGAUGUCCCGAAAAAUCUUACAAAUCGGACAGGAAUUGGCCGAUGAAGAUGCUGCCGAGCAAAGAGCCACAACGGGCAUGACUGCCGACAAGUUGAAUUCAGCCUUCAAUUAUGAAUCUCGCUUGGAGGACGACGAGGCUUUCUCUGACGACGAAAAGUUUCAGGACGAUCAAUGGGAUGACGAAGAGGAAGUCGAGGAAGUGGAGGUUGAUCCAAAUGAUCUUGAUAUGUUCCACAAGUUCGUCCCCGGAGGCGACGAAGAUCCGAUAUUCGAUCCUCGCGGCCCGGAUGCCGAUGGACAGACUACAAACCUAGCCGAUCUUAUUUUGGAAAAGAUCGCGGAACAUGAAGCAAAGCAAGCCGGGGAUAGGGGAGGCCCUUUUAUCCAAGGUGGAGGCCUACCAGAAGACGCCGUUCAGAUACCCGCAAAGGCUGUCGAAGUAUAUGAAAAGGUUGGCAUGAUACUCUCUCGCUACAAAUCAGGGCCUCUUCCGAAGCCAUUCAAGAUCCUUCCCUCCGUACCCAACUGGCCCACCCUUCUUCAUAUUACACGGCCCGAGUCAUGGACGGCAAAUGCUACAUAUGCCGGAACCAGGAUCUUCAUUUCGUCAAAGCCAGCUGUUGCACAGGAAUUCAUUUCGACGGUGCUGCUAGACCGUGUCCGAGAGGAGAUCCACGAAACCAAAAAGCUUAAUGUCCACACAUACAAUGCCUUGAAGAAGGCACUAUACAAGCCCGCUUGUUUUUUCAAGGGUCUGCUAUUCCCGCUGGUUUCUAGUGGAACCUGCACGCUGCGAGAAGCCCAUAUUGUCUCCUCUAUUAUCGCACGUGUCUCGAUUCCCGUCUUGCAUUCUGCCGCCGCAUUGCUCCGUAUGUGUGAUCUGGCCGCUGAACAGUCCUUGCGGUCACUGGAAAGCACCGGUGCAGUCAAUGUGUUCAUCCGUGUCUUCUUGGAGAAGAAAUAUGCACUUCCGUAUAAGGUGAUUGAUGCUCUCGUUUUCCACUUCCUUCGCUUCCGUGCUAGCGACAAUGGCGAAGACGCUAUGACCGACGAGCCGUCUCGGGAAGCGAACAAAGCUUAUAAGCUUCCUGUUCUUUGGCAUCAGUCAUUGCUUGUCUUUGCACAACGCUACCGCAAUGAUAUUACCGAGGAUCAGCGAGAGGCCCUCUUAGACUUGCUCUUGGUGCGCGGGCACAAGGACAUCGGGCCUGAAGUCAGGCGGGAAUUGCUAGCAGGGAGAGGAAGAGGCGUAGUGGCACCAGACCCGGAGAACCAAGGUGCUGUCGAUGCUGGGGACGAUACGAUGGACGUUACGUUAUAGAUGAAAUGCCUCGGCACUGAUCUGUAAACCAAUUUGGGAGGUUGGUGUCUCUGCACAUUGGAAAUUUGCAUCUUACUAUGAUUCGACCACGACUCGUGACAGGCAUGGGCGUUACUAUUGGGUUAUUCAUUUGUCACACCUACUGUUGCUUUCUUUCUUCUCGGGCAUAUAUUCCCACGUGUUUACUUAGUUUUGUCGGACUGUCCUUACUUAAUCGGCACGUUACAUAAAAAAGAUAGACCCAGCCACGUUUGAAUGAGG